Messenger RNA from Saxophila tyrrhenica, 870 nucleotides. RefSeq names its product translation initiation factor eIF3 subunit g (gene TIF35). NCBI's taxonomy places the organism in Eukaryota, Fungi, Ascomycota, Dothideomycetes, Mycosphaerellales, Extremaceae. Gene Ontology annotation, molecular function: RNA binding; translation initiation factor activity. Bases 1 to 870 code for a protein of 289 amino acids. Gene Ontology annotation, cellular component: cytoplasm; eukaryotic translation initiation factor 3 complex. The transcript has a single exon. The record is from RefSeq and is a predicted model, not a curated record.
AUGCCAGGUCGCACUGACUGGGCCGACGACGACGAGCCCGAUCUAGCGACAUCCAUCCCACCGCCACAGGUGACCAAGAACAAGGACGGCACUGAGACAGUAAUCACCAUUUUCAUCAACGAGGAUGGCAAGCGAGUCAAGCGCACGCAGCGCAUCAAGCGGACUGUGAUCAAGAAAAAGGAGAACCCGCGUGUCGCUGAGCGGCGACAGUGGGCCAAGAUCGGACCUGAAGCCGGCAAGCCUCCAGGCCCGCGACCGGACACCACGACGCUGGGCGAGAACAUCAUCUUCAGACCUGUGGUGGGCUUCAAGAGUGGUCAGCAGCAGGAGAAGAACCCGGAGGAGGACAAGAAGGCGGAUGCGUUGAAGAAGAUGCAGAUCAAGUGCCGUAUCUGUCAAGGCGACCAUUUCACCACCAAGUGUCCCUUCAAAGACACCAUGGCACCCGAAGGCGAGGCUGCCGGCCCACCACCCGACAUGGACGAGAGGAUGGGCGGAGGCGGCGCUGAGGGAGGUCUGGGAGGUGGAAUCGGCGGCAGCUACGUACCACCUCAUAUGCGCAAGGGCGCCGGGGCUUCAUCAGGUGGCGAAAGGAUGGGCGGCAAGUUCGAGAGAGACGACCUCGCCACGCUCAGAGUCACCAACGUCUCCGAAUUUGCGGAGGAGAACGACUUGCGUGAAAUCUUCGAGCGCCACGGGCGUGUCACGCGAGUCUUCCUUGCUAAGGAUCGGGAUACUGGACGUGCGAAGGGCUUUGCGUUUGUCUCUUACGCUGACCGGUCGGACGCGGCACGGGCUUGCGAGAAGGUGGAUGGCUACGGUUUCGGCCACUUGAUCUUGCGUGUCGAGUUUGCGAAGAAGAGCACUUAG